GGGCAGCCCAUGGGUGUCCGAGGCGCCCAGGAUGCGGGCGCCGGUCAGGGAGCUCUUCCGGGACGCCGACUUCCCCGCCUCGGACUCCUCGCUGUUCUCCAGCUUCUCCACGCCACUGGCCCAGUUCCGCGAAGACAUCACAUGGAGGCGGCCCCAGGAAAUCUGUGCCGUGCCCCGGCUGUUCGCAGAUAACCCACAGGAGGGACAGGUGAAGCAAGGGCUGCUGGGAGACUGCUGGUUCCUGUGUGCCUGUGCCGCCCUGCAGAAGAGCCGGCACCUCCUGGACCAGGUCUUUCCUCCAGGACAGCCGAGCUGGCAUGACCACACGUACCGCGGCUCCUUCACCUGUCGAGUUUGGCAGUUUGGACGCUGGGUGGAGGUGACCAUAGAUGACCGUCUGCCUUGUCUUGCAGGGAGACUCUGCUUCUCCCGGUGUCAGAGAGAGGAUGUGUUCUGGCUUCCCUUACUGGAGAAGGUCUAUGCCAAGGUCUAUGGGUCCUAUGAGCACCUGUGGGCAGGGCAGGUGGCGGAUGCCCUGGUGGACCUCACCGGGGGCCUGGCAGAAAGGUGGAGCCUGAAGGACUUGGCAAGAACCAGUGGCCAACAGGACAGGCCCGGUGGCUCGGAGCACAGGACUUGCCGACAGCUGCUCAGCCUCAAGGACCGGUGUCUGAUAAGCUGCUCGGUGCUCAGCCCCAGAGCAGGUGCCAGGGAGCUGGGGGAGUUCCAUGCCUUCAUUGUGUCGGAUCUGCGAGAGCUCCAGGGGCGGGCUGGCCAGAGCAUCCUGCUGCUGUGCAUUCAGAAUCCCUGGGGCCGGCGUUGCUGGCAGGGGCCCUGGAGAGAGGGGGGCGAAGGGUGGAGCCAGGUGGACCCAGCCGAUGAGUCUGAGUUGCUGUCCCAGCUGCAGGAAGGAGAGUUCUGGGUGGAGGAGGAAGAGUUCCUCCAGGAGUUUGAUGAGGUCACCGUUGGCUUCCCGAUCACGGAGGCUGGCCACCUGCAGAGCCUCUACUCAGGAAGGGUGCUGUGCCACACUCAGGAGCUGCCUGGGGCCUGGGUCAAGGGGCAGUCGGCAGGAGGCUGUCGGAACAACAGCGGCUUUCCCAGCAACCCCAAGUUCUGGCUGCGGGUCUCAGAACCGAGUGAGGUGUUUGCCGCUGUCCUGCAGAGACCCAGGGUGUGCACCGCGGGCCAGGCAGGCCGGGCUCGGGCUCCGGUGGGGGACAGGCUUGCCGCAAGGAGCCCGGCCAGCUUCCUGGGUGAGGACUACCAGGCUGUGGGCCUGCAUAUCUGGAAGGUGGAGAAGCGGCGGGUCAGCCUGCCCAGGGUCCUGUCCACGCCCCCCGUGGCCGGCACCGUGUGCCACGCCUAUGACCGGGAGGUCCACCUCCGCUGCGAACUCACACCAGGGUACUACCUGGCCGUGCCCAGCACCUUCCUGAAGGACAUGCCGGCGCAGUUUCUGCUGCGGGUCUUCUCUAGCGGGAGAGUCUCCCUCAGUGCCAUCAAGCCGGCGGCUGGGAGCCCUGCCCCUGGGGAGGCCCUGCCCGCGGGCGAGUGGGAGACCGUGCAGCUGCGGGGCUCCUGGAGAACCGGCCAGACAGCAGGGGGCAGUAGGAACUUUGCCUCCUACCCGAGCAACCCCUGCUUCCCCCUGUCGGUCCCUGAGGGCCCAGGCCCCCGCUGCGUCCGUGUCACCCUGCGUCAACACUGCCAGGACACCCAGUGCCACCCCAUCGGCUUCCACGUCUUCCAGGUUCCAGUGGCCGGGGGGAGCCAGGCUGCGCCCAGCCUGCUGCUCCAGGAGCCUGUGCUGAGCUGCGUGCCGCAUCGCUACGCCCAGGAAGUAAGCCGGCUCUGCCACCUGUCGGCGGGGACCUACCGGAUCGUGCCCUCCACCUACCUGCCGGACACAGAGGGGGCCUUCACGGUGACCAUCGCCACCAGGAUAGACAGGCGCUCCAUUCACAGCCAGGAGAGGCUGGGGCAGCUCCUUCAGGAGGCCUCCUUCAUGGCAGUUAGGAAAACCUAA
Odobenus rosmarus divergens (Pacific walrus) is the source of this 2029-nucleotide messenger RNA. RefSeq names its product calpain 10 (gene CAPN10). Gene Ontology annotation, biological process: proteolysis. Gene Ontology annotation, molecular function: calcium-dependent cysteine-type endopeptidase activity. The transcript has 12 exons. The record is from RefSeq and is a predicted model, not a curated record. Lineage: Eukaryota; Metazoa; Chordata; Mammalia; Carnivora; Odobenidae. Gene Ontology annotation, cellular component: cytoplasm. The coding region runs from base 32 to 2029 and encodes 665 amino acids.